GAAGUAGCGUCGUUAGCGUCGCGACGCCGUGACCGUGGAUGCUACAUCUCUAAAAAUAGUGUCAGGUGUCGGCAAUUCGUUCUUUACCUUAAUGAGGCCUUAUUUACGAAUUGCCCGAAUCAAUUUGUCAAGACUGUUGUAAAAGCCACCGUCAUCAUGAAUUUGAUGUUCCGGAAAAACUUCCGGGAGCAAAAAAGCGGCGUCGCGAGCAAAACUUCAAAAGCUUGUGCCAAUAGACAUGCGAGCAAGAGGUCCAGUCGAGAGCAGGGGUACACCCCCAUGGAGGAACAUCACUAUAGAACACAUCUUUUCUUCAACCCUUCGAGAUGUAGUUACGCUCAAGCGGCUGAGGAUAUGGACGGGACCACUACAGAACCGCGUUGCGGUCCUAUAACUGGAGCGGGCGGGGAACCCUUGCCGUCUCUGCAGUCGUCUGCGAUAUCUCCUCCGAUGACGGAGUCCGACUUGCCACAGCCCUUGGUCGUUAGAACUCCUUCCGUAUCGAUGAUGAAGUGGCCUACCACGCCGUCGCCCACCAAAACCACCCCCACCAGACAAGUUAGUUUCAACUACGGUAAUGGAAACACGGAGACUGCUAGGACUUUGUCUGGUCUUGAAAGAGAUUGUUUUAUCAUCCCAGUUCACAGUUUAGAUAGGUUUCUUCCAGCAGGAGUACCAAUGCCAAAACCCCCGUCUAAUGGGAAUUCUAUGGAUAGAAAGUCUCAAGGGAACUUACAUGUGAUGGAGGUGCCUGAUCCCAAACUGUGUGUCUUAUGUCAUUUAAUGAGUCCCUUGGAACCCAUUGACCCCGUUUUGGAGUCACCCUUAGUCCAACCCUUAUUCAAACAAAGAGUAACAGCCGGGGAACUACUUAACGAGAUUUCUCAAUCGAAAACGGCGGUUACUGGGAUGCUAUUAGCCAACAUGGAACGCAACGCCGAAUUCCCUUUCAUAUCAUAUUAUGUGAUAAACACUUCACAAACAAAUCCUGUGAUGUUUUACAAUAAUAUUCGCACUGCCAGCCUGACCAAGUUCGAUCCUCGACAACUUAGGUAUACAGCAGCGCAUACUCUAGAUCUUUACACAGAAGUGGCAUCCAUUUGUCGACCUCCGGUCCACGAAAUCGGGGUUUCACUCACUAAAACGCACACUUCGACGACUGGAUAUAUGGUUUCGGUGUAUAAAGUGUUUGAUGGAGAUGAUAGGGAGAAGUUUGAGAGGAAUUGGUUGUACUGGACUGGCGCCCGGAUGAUCUAUAGGUAUCUACCGGCGGCGGCCGGAUUGAGAAGAAUUUCUCUUCACAAAUCGCUUAGUCCCAAAGGGGAUAAGAUGUAUAUUUUGCUUUGUGAAUGUUGUAAUUUACUGAGUGAUGUCACGGUUUGUGCGUUGAUUUUACCAGCUUUGAGGGCGCGACUGACAGGGUACACCGGAAUUUUUAGACCAAUACAGACAUUCUAAGAGAAUUUUAGACAUAUCAUAGGCACUGGGGAAUUGCUGGGGACUUUAUUUAUUAAAAUCAUCUAAAUGAAAUAUUUGGUUUUUGGGUAAAAAUGCAUUGCCGACCUGUCUUAUUGGUAAAUGGAUCAUUCGGGCGACAAUACUAAAAUAAAUAAAUAAUUACAAAUUUUGACGAGCUGUGUCAUUUGCAAAGUAUAUGAAAAAAACCACUUUUCAAACAAAUUGGGAAACUAUUGUGUAAAGAUUGUGGACUUAAUUCGGUUGAAAAUUCCUUAUUAGACUACUAGUCCUGUGGACAAAAAAUUUUUCAAAAAAUGAUCACUUUUGAAUAUAACAUUUUUACAUUUCUUAAAUAAAAUAAUACAAGUGCCCCUGUUUUAAUCAAAACUUAUUGAAAAAAGCUCGAGAGAACAUUUUUCCCAUUUUCAUAGAAGUUUUAUAAUGAAUAUUAGAUCGCAAGUUUGAACUAAGCUUCUUGCAAACGUGCCUAUUUACAUUUUAUUAUAAUAAAAACAAUCAAAAAAUAUAUUUAUCAAAUUGUUUAGUAUUAGUUAUAGACAUUCCCUCAAUUAAUACCUUGAGCAAACUAAUUGUAAGUUUAUUUUUUUAAACGUUGAGGUGUAUAAUUGAGGUUUAAAUAAUGUAAUCACUGUUGAAUCAUAUCUUGUUGAAAGAAAAAGUGAUAACAAUAUAAAACUAGUACAAAAUUUCCAGCUUAAGAAGUUUUCUUAAUAUUUAUGUAAUGUUUGAAUGUAUCAAAAAAAAUUGUUGCGGCAUUUACUGCCAGUGUUAUCCACCUAUGGCUGUAUUUUUUAUCAAAACCUCACAUCAAUAAUGUAAACACCAUUAAAUGAUUGUAAAAAUUCUUUUACAACCUUUAGACAACAGGUCUUCCUUAGUUUCGCUUUCAAACAACAGCAAUAUAAGAGAAAGAUUUAUUUAAAUAUAUGCAAUGCUCAAGAGAAAUCCAACUACUUUAUUUGUUACCUUUAUUUAAUACCCUUUCCGUCCUCGAAAUCUUUGUCGAUUGUCUAGCUGUAAAUAAAGUGUAACUUAUAUUUAUAUAAUAAAUAGAUAUUUUCAUUA
Tribolium madens (black flour beetle) is the source of this 2544-nucleotide messenger RNA. RefSeq lists its product as uncharacterized. Bases 157 to 1458 code for a protein of 433 amino acids. The record is from RefSeq and is a predicted model, not a curated record. The transcript has 9 exons. NCBI's taxonomy places the organism in Eukaryota, Metazoa, Arthropoda, Insecta, Coleoptera, Tenebrionidae.